AUGAGUUCUAAUGAAGAAAAUAUUAAUUUGAAUGUACAUGAUACUAACUUAAAUGAAAAUGUCGCUAGUGUUAAUGAAGAAAACAUUACUUUAAAUGAACAUGUUCAUAAUUUGAAUGAAGAAAAUAUUAAUUUGAAUGGACAAGAUAAAAACAUAAAUGAAAAUGUUGCUAGUUUGAAUGAAGAAAAAAUUAAUUUAAAUGAACAUGAUACUAAUAUAAAUAUAGAAAAUACUAAUGUAAAUGAAUCUAUAGAUAUUUUUGACCCUAGAAAUUGGGAUACUCUUGAUAUUAAAUCAAGAGAUAUUCUAAUUGAAAAAGGGCCAAUAAGAGAAAUGAAUCUUGUGUUUCCUAAAGAUAUAUUUUCUAGACAUUUUUCUUAUGCAUUUUAUACUAGAAAGUUAAAUAAUGGAUAUAAUGAUUGGAAACAUCUUAGUGAGAGACUUAAAGAACAUGAAAAUAGUAAUGAACAUUUUGUUUGUAUGAGUAAUUGGAAUGAAGCAAAACGAAGAUUAGAUAAAAACCUUACAAUUGAUAACGAAUUACAACAAGAAAUAAUAAAAGAAAAAAAAACGUUGGAGACAAGAGUAAUCCAAAUGAUGGUUGAAUAUGAUGAAUUUUUAAAAGUAGAUGAUACUUCUGGUUUGGAACUUUUUAAUGAAUUAUUAGAUGCAUUGAAAUUGUUAGAUCUUAAUGUGGAUGAUAUAAGGGGUUUUACAUCAAGUAUGAAUAUUGCUAAAACUAUUGCACUUGAUAUGGGUAUAGAGCCACAUUUCCAUCAAAACGUUAAAUUAAAGUCAUUAAGUGAAAGUGAACUUAAAGAAAGUUGUAUAAAGUUUGCUACUACUUUUUCUAAAGAAAAUGUUUCUGAUGUGGAUUCAAGUGAGCUUUUUUCAGAAUUGAAAGUGUUAAAAAUGAUUUUACCUAAUGAUAUAAUUUAUGUUGUUGAUAUUUUGGACUUUGUUAAAGCUCUUGAUUGUUACCCAAAUACUUUUAUUGCAUAUAGAAUUUUGUUAACCAUUCCUCCAUGGAUAAAAGUACUCAAGUUUCUUUUGGGUGGUUUAGAUCAAGAACAAAAUAGAUCAAAAGUGAAAGUAAAUAGAGAAACUGUGAAGGAAAAUUUAAGUUAUUCUCGACCUGUUGAUGAUGUGGAUGAUAGAAGUGGAAGAGUCCCACAAUUGAUGUAG
Messenger RNA from Lactuca sativa (garden lettuce), 1185 nucleotides. The record is from RefSeq and is a predicted model, not a curated record. NCBI's taxonomy places the organism in Eukaryota, Viridiplantae, Streptophyta, Magnoliopsida, Asterales, Asteraceae.